AUGGCGCCACAGGCCACAGAUUGGACAAGUCCACACCACAGUGGCACCGGCAUCCGGGAUCUUCCUGAUGCUCCCAGGAGCGCGCUGCUGAGGACGCUCCGUGUGCUUCCUCAGGGCACCGGGCUGACCUCGGUGCGCACGGCACUCCGUGCGACGUCGUCUCGGCCUGGGGCCCCCCCCCCCCCCCCCGGGCACCCCUGCUCCCGAGACUUGUACCGAAGAGACGAGACCAUCCAGGUGACGGGAAAUGGCCACGUCCAGAGCCCCCGCUUCCCCAACAGCUACCCCAGGAACCUGCUCCUCACGUGGCGCCUGCUCUCCCGGGAGAAGACGAGGAUACAGCUGGCCUUCGACAACCAGUUUGGAUUAGAGGAAGCGGAAAACGAUAUCUGCAGGUAUGAUUUCGUGGAGGUUGAAGACGUGUCUGAGACCAGUACCAUAAUCAGAGGGCGGUGGUGCGGGCACAGGGACGUCCCUCCCCGGAUAACCUCAAGGACAAACCACAUUAAAAUAACAUUCAAGUCUGAUGACUACUUCGUGGCUAAACCUGGAUUCAAGAUUUAUUAUUCUUUUGUGGAAGACUUCCAACCCGCAGCAGCCUCGGAGACCAACUGGGAGUCAGUCACUAGCUCUGUCUCAGGGGUCCCCUAUCACUCUCCAUCAGUAACGGACCCCACGCUCACGGCAGACGCUCUGGACAAAACAGUCUCAGAAUUCGAUACCGUGGAAGAUCUGCUCAAGCACUUCAAUCCAGAAUCAUGGCAAGAAGACCUCGAGAAUCUAUACCUGGACACCCCUCAUCAUCGAGGAAGGUCGUACCAUGACAGGAAGUCCAAAGUUGACCUGGACAGGCUCAACGACGACGUCAAGCGCUACAGCUGCACCCCCAGGAACUACUCCGUCAACCUGCGAGAGGAGCUGAAGGUGACCAACGUGGUUUUCUUCCCCCGCUGCCUCCUCGUGCAGCGCUGUGGCGGCAACUGUGGCUGCGGGUCUGCCAGCUGGAAGUCCUGCUCGUGCAGCUCAGGGAAAACCGUGAAGAAGUAUCACGAGGUGUUACAGUUCGAGCCCGGCCACCUCCGGAGGAGGGCCAGGGCGAAGCGCAUGGCUCUCGUCGACAUCCAGCUGGAUCACCACGAGCGCUGCGACUGCAUCUGCAGCGGGAGGCCUCCGCGGUAGGAGGCCGCGCACACGCCCCGCGCCCCGAGCGGGCCCCUCGCUCCCGGACGGUGUGGCAAGAGACCCUGUGGCAGCCGCAGCGAACCCCGAGG
Messenger RNA from Hyaena hyaena (striped hyena), 1271 nucleotides. It is a transcript of the gene PDGFD, whose product is annotated as platelet derived growth factor D. Gene Ontology annotation, molecular function: platelet-derived growth factor receptor binding; growth factor activity. The coding region runs from base 1 to 1179 and encodes 392 amino acids. The transcript is spliced from 8 exons. Gene Ontology annotation, biological process: positive regulation of MAP kinase activity; positive regulation of protein autophosphorylation; positive regulation of cell migration. The record is from RefSeq and is a predicted model, not a curated record. Gene Ontology annotation, cellular component: membrane. Lineage: Eukaryota; Metazoa; Chordata; Mammalia; Carnivora; Hyaenidae.